Molecule: messenger RNA, 3188 nt
Organism: Quercus robur (English oak)
Lineage: Eukaryota; Viridiplantae; Streptophyta; Magnoliopsida; Fagales; Fagaceae
Product: putative pentatricopeptide repeat-containing protein At1g12700, mitochondrial
Exons: 1
Coding region: 36-2000 (654 amino acids)
Molecular function (GO): protein binding
Source: RefSeq, a predicted model, not a curated record
CCUCACACUCCCUUCUCUAAAGUCCUGGGAUCCAAAUGGUUAUCAGAACUUCUUCUUCUUCACCUGCUGCUUCUGCGUCUGCUGUUUUAUCAUCUUCUUCUUCUUCUUCAACAAUUGCUCCAAAAGGUAAUCUUUCUUCUUUAUUCACAUACUCACAUGAACCCACAACUUCAAAUUUCACAUCAUCACCAAAAAAUUCAUUUUUCCUCUCCUCUUUGUUCACCAACCAACAUAGUCGUAGACCCACUUCCUCAAAUCCCAAAAUUUUACCAAAAAACUCACUUCCCAAUGUUCCAUUCCAAACCCCACUUGAAAAUUUCUUGAAAAUAAGUUGUGUGUCAGGUUAUGUCAAUCUCAAUGAAGCAUUGCACUGCUUUGAUCACAUGCUGUCUUUGCAACCAACACCACCAAUGUCAUCAUUCAAUUAUUUACUCGGUGCACUUUCUAAGAAUAAGCAUUAUUCUAGUGUGAUUUCACUUUGCCAAAGAAUGAAUUUAACUGGGUUGUUGCCUGACUUUAUUACUUUAAACAUUUUACUGAAUUGCUUUUGUAAUUUGAAUCGAGUUUGUGAUGGUUUUGUGGUCCUGGGGAGUAUUUUGAGGAGAGGUUGUAGUCCCAAUACUGUGACUUAUACGUCUUUGAUUAAGGGGUUAUGUAAGGAGGAUAGGAUUGGUGAUGCAGUUGGUUUGUUUAAGAAAAUGGUCAAGGUGGGUUGUAUGCCUAACGUGAUUACAUAUGGGACUUUGAUUAAUGGGUUGUGUCGAACGGGGAACACUGGUGUUGCGCUUAAGUUACAUGUUGAAAUGCUAAACGGUCAAUUUGGUGCCAAUUGUAAGCCUAAUGUAGUUUGUUAUGGUACCAUUAUUGAUGGGCUUUGUAAGGAUGGGUUGGUAGAUAAUGCAAAAGCACUUUUCUUGGAAAUGAAGGGUGGGGGAAUAUUUCCAGACGUGGUCAUUUAUAGCUCUCUAAUACACGGUUUUUGUUAUGGAGGUAAAUGGGAGGAGGCUAAAGGUUUGUUUAAUGAAAUGGUGGAUCAAGGUGUCCAACCUAACUUGGUGACAUUCAAUGUGUUGAUAGAUGUUCUUUGCAAGGAGGGUAAGAUGAAGGAAGCAAAUGGAUUAUUAGAAUUGAUGGUUCAAAGAGGUGAGGUUCCUGACAUGUUUACUUAUAACACAUUGAUGGAUGGGUUCUGUUUGGUAGGUAGACUUGAUGAGGCAAAGGAGCUUUUUGAUUCUAUGGCAAGCAAAGGAUGUGAACCUAAUGCUGUAAGUUACAAUGUGUUGAUGAAUGGAUAUUGCAAGAAUUGGAAGAUUGAGGAAGCUAUGAAUUAUUAUAAGAGAAUGAUUCACAAGGGAGUUAGGCCAACAGUUAUAACGUAUAACACCUUAUUAACAGGUCUUUUUCAGGCAGGUAAGGUCAAGGAUGCACAUAAGCUGUUCGGUGAAAUGCAAUUUAAUCAUUUGGUACCAAAUUCAAGUACAUAUAAUAUACUCCUCGAUGGGCUUUGCAAGAAUGAGUGCCUUCCAGAAGCAAUGGAUUUAUUUAAUACUUUAGAAAAUACGAAGUUUGAGCCUAGCAUUGAAAUUUUCAACUCUCUCAUUGAUGGGUUGUGUAAAGCAAAGAAACUUGAACUUGCUUGGCAGAUAUUUCACAGAUUAUCCUAUAGAGGCCUAGUGCCAACUGUUGUAACAUACUCCAUCUUGAUUCAUGGGCUUUGUAAUAAAAGAGAUUUGGAAAAGGCAAAUGAUUUGUUUCAAGAAAUGGAAGAAAGGGGUUGUGCUCCAAAUGUGGUCACAUAUAAUACGCUUAUGCGUGGUUUCUUCCUGAAUAAUGAGUUGCCAAAAGUAGUUGAACUUCUCCACAAGAUGGUGGAGAAAAAUGUGUCACCAGAUGCCUCCACAGCCUCCAUAGUAGUAGACGUACUUUCUAAGGAUGAAAAAUAUCGAAAAUGUCUGAAUUGGCUUCCAACAUUUCCUCCCCAGAAGCCUGAGGAGAGAUGAGUAAUGAAUGUUGACACUAGUGUGAGUUUCACAAAACAAACCUAACUUCAAAGUUCUAAGGAAAAGGUUUAACCCUUAAAUAACAAGUUACAAAAUGUGAAGGCCCUCUGCUGCCAUUGUCCAAAUGUCCAGUUUUGACUGAAUGGGUAAAAAGUUUCAAUGGUUUGGUCAUUCUAGGCUAUGAGUUACUUGAGAAUUGUAUUAGAGAUAUGAAUUUUAUUCAUCCAAAAUUCUAAAUUUGUUGUGAUAACUACCCAUAUACAAAAAUUGCAGGAUAUUUAUGCAAGAAUCCCUUGCUAGAAUACCUUUCCUAGCUUACUUUUCUGUUGUUAUCUCUAUUUGGUCUGUAUUUCUUUUUGUGAUAAGUAGUAUUAUUUUUUUGUUAGCCAUGCUAAUGUGUAGACCCAUCUGAUUACGCUUGCAAACCCAUUAAAGGGUUCUGUUUGAUGGUUUGAGCAUCUGGCUGGUGGGUAAAAUGUCUAAAAUUAUAAGGUAUUAUUGCCCAUUCUGUUUGCCAUAAGCAUUCUUAUAUGCUCCAUUUUCAAGCUACUCACUCAAUUCCAUGCAUAUAGUUUGAGUUCUACAGAUGUGCUUUAUGCCUCUAUAAUCUCCUACUCUAUACCAAAUGUGUUUUAAAGACAUGGCGUGGAUUGGCAUGCCUCAGUGUUGUUGUAGAUGCGGUGACUGAGUCACUUCUCUUGCCUUGGCUUCUAGAGUGAUUGCUUAAGGUAAAGACAUGGUGUGGAUUAGCAGCGUGGCAGUAUUUACUGUGUUUUUAGGUUGAGACAGGUGAGACUCAAUCAAGAAAUCACAACCUGAAUGACGUUUAAUUGGGGAGCACAUAAGCUGGUCUUUCAUUAUUGCAUCUUUCCAAGAAUUACAGCACAACUUUUAGGGUCUUUAAUUGAAAGAAGGAAAAUACAUGAAAAGUGGAUCUUGCUUGCUCACUCCCAAGUGCAAGGGAUCGUAGCAAUAUAAUUCUCGGAGUACCGAGGUCGAACCACAAGGAGCGGGGUAAAUUCAAAGACAAUGUAAUUAAAAAACCUUUUGGUGAAGAUGAAGAAUAAUUUUUGUCUGGUAAUUGUAAACAAGAAUAACAAUGAUAACUUAUUUAAAUCAAUAAUGUAAAUACUAGGGCAUCAGGGUGUUUCUCUAUAUCGAUAUGAAAUUUUUUAUGAUCUAAGAAAA